Messenger RNA from Aplosporella prunicola CBS 121167, 805 nucleotides. RefSeq lists its product as uncharacterized. Gene Ontology annotation, cellular component: tRNA-intron endonuclease complex. The record is from RefSeq and is a predicted model, not a curated record. NCBI's taxonomy places the organism in Eukaryota, Fungi, Ascomycota, Dothideomycetes, Botryosphaeriales, Aplosporellaceae. The annotation marks the transcript as partial. Gene Ontology annotation, biological process: tRNA-type intron splice site recognition and cleavage. The transcript is spliced from 2 exons.
AUGGCCGACCUCGACGACGCCAUGCAGCUGCCCACAGCAGCCAGCAGCAGCGCCGCGCACGACGUCGACCUCAGCGACGAGACGCAGGACUUCCGCUUCCUGAGCGCGCUAUCCACCGCCGAAAACGGCACCACCAAGCUCCCGCGCCGCGGCGAAAAGGACUUCGAGCCGCACGCGACGGCCCUGCAGUCCAGCGCGCUGGCCUCGUCGCGCGCCGCCAUGCACGCCGCCAUCUCCUGCCCGCGCGUCCACAACCCCAAGAACCACAUCCGCGCGACGUACGACGCGGGCGCGAACAUGGCGUGGGUGGACAGUGUGAAGGGGCAGGUGUUCCGCACCAUGGGCAGGGUUGUCGGCGGCCGCAUGUGGCUGCUGCCCGAGGAGGCGCUGUAUCUGCUCGAGCGCGGGUCGCUGGACAUAAGGUGGCCUGCUGGGGACGGCGACGAGGACGGAGGUGAAAGUGGAGAUGACGAAGAGCAUGUGGACGCAAAAGACGGCCUCCCCAUGAGUCUGCAAGGCGCCUACGCGGCCUUCAUCGGCCUCGAGCCCCAGCUCGGCGGCAAGCUGACGCUGGAGCGCUACAUCGUGUACGCGGGCCUGAAGCGCGCGGGGUACAUCGUGACGCGCGCCGACGGCUGGGACGGGGCCAAGACGCUGGACACGACGCACGGCAACGCGGGCGGGGGCACCAGCAGCGGCGUCUUUGCCGGGCUAUGGAAGAUCCUGCGCGGAGGAGCCACCAAGGCUUCGUCCGCGGCGGCGGUUGCGGGCCCGUUGGUUGCGCCGGGCUUGUAUCGCAAGUAUU